Symbiodinium natans is the source of this 768-nucleotide messenger RNA. NCBI's taxonomy places the organism in Eukaryota, Dinophyceae, Suessiales, Symbiodiniaceae. The record is from the annotation of a GenBank genome assembly.
AUGGCUGGUGGACGUUAUCACGUUUGCAAGAAGUGUGGCCCGGCCAGUUGGAUCUUCGCGGCAAAGGUGCCCAAGUUCCCCAAGUGUCAGUGGUGUGGAACUAAGUGGCCAACGACCUGGUCCAAGCCGGAGCCGAAGCCCCGACCUCGCAAGCCUAAGCCCAACAAGGUUCACGACUGCUUGCGAAAGGUAUGGGAUACCCUUCCGGAAGAGGCCUGUGUGCAGCUGAAGGAAGCAGGGUUUGAAGCCCAGCCUGCUCGCACAGAGGAUGUGGACCUUGUUGCUCUCCUGCAGCAGCAUGUCGGAGACCUUCCCAAGGUCAUCGUGGAUGCCUUGCCGGCCACCCCAACCCCGGACCCUCGUCAGGAGGGCAAAGAGGCUGGGGAUGUUCUUCGCAGUUCGGUUGGCAAGCUCCGUGAUCUGGGUCAAAGGAAACUGAGACUGCAGGAGGAGAUCGACACAGCCAAGGACAACUUGCGAGCGAUGCUUCACAAGAUGCAGGACAUCCAGAAUGCCAUCGAAGAGGCAAAGGUGGAAGUCGCUAAGACCACCAAGGAAUAUGAAGACAAGGUGCUCAAGCAUUGCGCGGAAGAGGUCAACAAUGGGGUGGAAUCUGUCCUGCAGGCUUGGGGCAUGCUCUUACCGAAGAGCAGAAGAGGAAGCUGGAAGCUCUUAAGUCCGAUGAAGCCAAGCGCAGACGCAUGCAGGUCGAUCCAGGCCUUCCCCCGGGUCUACCACCGUCGCAGGCCUCGGUUCUGCCUGACCUAG